Molecule: messenger RNA, 3768 nt
Organism: Kalmanozyma brasiliensis GHG001
Lineage: Eukaryota; Fungi; Basidiomycota; Ustilaginomycetes; Ustilaginales
Product: HAD-like domain protein
Exons: 1
Coding region: 1-3768 (1255 amino acids)
Biological process (GO): endocytosis; retrograde vesicle-mediated transport, Golgi to endoplasmic reticulum; phospholipid translocation
Cellular component (GO): trans-Golgi network; endosome; plasma membrane
Molecular function (GO): ATP binding; magnesium ion binding; ATP hydrolysis activity
Source: RefSeq, a predicted model, not a curated record
AUGGAGAACGGAUUCGCGGCGUUCCGCUCGCGCAACCAGCGCUCUCGAUUCAGCCGCUUCGGUCAGAACAAUGCCAGAGACUCCGACGAGCAGCAGGGUCUCCUACAGGACAGCGACGACGAUGGUGCUGGCAAUGUCUCAGGCUCGAAGCGUCCAAGUCUGACCCCUAGACUCUCCGAGGAUCACCGACGACAAUAUGGUACCAGCGGCGACGACGACAUCCCAGCUCGAGCGACCACUUCAGUACAGCUUGGGUCAAAUCGGGCCGGCUUCAUCGCAUCCCUCUUCGGCUCGAAGGAACGCGCGCCACGCGACCUCAGCCGUACAAUCAGCUUAGGAGACUCGGAUCGCGUCCGCUCAAGAUAUCCUGCGAACGUGGUCCGGAAUCAGAAGUACAACGUCAUCACCUUCCUGCCCAAGGUGCUCUACGAACAGUUCAAGUUCUUCUUCAACCUCUACUUUCUUCUGGUCGCAUUGAGUCAGUUCAUCCCGGCGCUCAAGAUCGGCUUCAUCGCCACCUAUGUGGCUCCACUGGCUUUCGUGCUCUGCAUCACCAUCGGCAAGGAAGCUAUCGACGACUGGGCUAGAUACAAGAGAGACUUAGAAAGCAACAGCGCUCCGUACAAGCUGCUUGUACCCAACAGCUCAGCCAUCGCCAAAUCGCAGGCACGCCUGGCCAGAAAAGCGAGUCCGAACAAGCCCCUCUCCCUCGGCAGCGAUCUCGGGCAGUCUAGGGUCGUUCAAAUUCCCAGCAGCAAGAUCAAGGUGGGCGAUUUGGUGGUGCUGGACAAGAAUCAGCGCGUGCCCGCCGACAUGGUGUUGCUGCAGACCUUCUCCAACGAUGCCACUAUAGAAGCCGGAACUGGCUCAGUCGCACCCACGCCUGCAGACGAGAGCAGCCAGUUCGUCCUUGGCGAUGACGAAGACGACAGAGACGCCAACAAGAAGUCAACGGAGGUCGACCCCUCUUCGUCAAAGGCGGAGGACGAUUCCGCCACAGAGGGCUCCAACGGUAGCUGCUUCAUUCGCACCGAUCAGCUCGACGGUGAAACGGAUUGGAAACUGCGCGUCGCAAUCGAGCUCACACAGCGUAUGCCGACCGACGAUCUGGCCGUGCUAGGCAAUCGAGCCGUUGUGUAUGCAGGACCGCCCAUCAAAGACAUCCACACGUUCCUCGGCAACUUCACUCUGCAUCCUCCACCAGACGACGGAUCCAUGACACCAACACCCACUGUGCCGCGCACUGGGCCGACCGUAGGCGAUCUUCUUGGCGUUCCAACCGAUGCACCGGAUUACAAUCGCGGCUCCACAGACUCGACCAGGCCCGACACCAUCAUCGCGAUGAGUCAACAGCCUCAGGUGGCUCCGUUGACCGCCGAAAACGUCUUGUGGGCCAACACUGUCCUCGCAGCUGGCACGGCCGUCGGCCUCGUCGUCUAUACGGGGCGAGAGACCCGAGCCGUGAUGAACACUUCCUACCCAGGCACCAAAGUCGGCCUGCUCGACCUCGAGAUCAAUCGACUCUCAAAGAUCCUCUGCGGCGUCACCUUCGCUUUGUCCGUCGCUCUCGUCGCACUCAACGGCUUCAAGGGCGAGUGGUGGGUCUACAUCUUCCGUUUCCUCAUCCUCUUUUCGUCCAUCAUUCCCAUCAGUCUGCGUGUCAAUCUCGACAUGGGCAAGACGGUCUACGCACGCCAGAUCAUGCACGACGACGAGAUUCCUGGCACCAUCGUUCGAACGUCAACGCUGCCAGAGGAGCUCGGCCGUAUCGAAUACCUCCUCUCAGAUAAGACGGGGACCUUGACGCAGAACGAGAUGGAACUGCGCAAGCUGCACAUGGGCACCAUGAGCUACGGCUGGGAUAGCAUGGACGAGGUGGCCUCGCAGCUGGCGACCGCACUGCAGCAGCACUACGGCAACAAUCAGCAGCCUUUGAUGAGUCCGACAAAGACGACUGCGCCCACAACGCUAACAACAGCAGGAGCCAUGCUUGCCGGCCGCGGUCGCCGCGACAUGAGCUCUCGUGUCAAGGACGUCGUCCUCGCCCUCGCGCUCUGCCACAACGUCACACCCGUCGUCGAGCUCGACGGAACGAUCACCUACCAAGCCUCAUCGCCCGACGAAGUCGCCAUCGUGCGAUGGACCGAAUCGGUCGGGCUCAGCCUCGUCGCUCGCGAUCGAACCUCCAUGUCGCUCCGUGCAACCGACGGCUCGACACUGCACUUUGACAUCCUCGAAGUCUUUCCCUUCACCUCCGAAUCCAAGCGCAUGGGCAUCGUCAUCCGCGAACGCGCCACGGGCGAGAUCACAUUCUACCAAAAGGGCGCCGACGUAGUCAUGGCCCGCAUCGUCGCACAGAACGACUGGCUCGACGAAGAGUGCGGCAACAUGGCCCGCGAAGGGCUGCGAACGCUCGUCGUAGGUCGUCGACGACUCACCUCCGAUAACUGGCUCGUCUUCGAACGCGCCUACAAGGCCGCCCGGGUUCAGGUCGAGGAUCGAUCGGAUGCCAUGGCACGGGUCGUCGAGGAGCAUCUCGAGAACAAUCUCGAACUGCUCGGUCUCACGGGCGUCGAGGACAAGUUGCAAGACGAUGUCAAGAUGACCCUUGAACUGCUCCGGAACGCGGGGAUCAAAGUGUGGAUGUUGACGGGCGACAAGAUCGAGACAGCGACGUGCAUUGCGAUCUCAUCGAAGCUCGUGGCGCGCAACCAGUACGUGCACCAGGUGGCCAAGCUGCGCACGCCCGAUGCGGUGCGGGAUAUGCUCGAUUUCUUGAGAUCGAAGCUCGAUUGCUGUCUGGUGAUCGAUGGCGAGUCGUUGCAGGUGUGCCUGGAUUCGUUCAGGGAUGAAUUUAUCGAGUUGGCGACGCAGUUGUCGGCGGUGGUGGCGUGUCGCUGUUCGCCGACGCAGAAAGCGGAUGUGGCACGGUUGAUUCGGAGUCACACCCGCAAGCGAGUCUGCUGCAUCGGAGACGGGGGAAACGACGUAUCGAUGAUCCAAGCUGCCGACGUCGGGUUGGGGAUUGUCGGUAAGGAAGGCAAACAAGCGUCCCUUGCAGCCGACUUCUCCAUCACCCAAUUCUCCCAUCUUACGAAAUUGCUCGUGUGGCAUGGGCGCAACUCGUACAAACGCUCCGCCAAGCUCGCCCAAUUCGUCAUCCACCGCGGUCUGAUUAUUUCGAUCAUCCAAGCGGUCUUUUCGUCGAUCUUCUACUUUGCGCCCAUCGCGCUGUAUCAGGGGUGGCUGAUGGUCGGGUAUGCGACGGUGUACACCAUGGCACCCGUCUUCUCGCUCGUUCUCGACCGCGAUGUCUCCGAGGACCUGGCGUUGCUCUACCCGGAACUCUACAAGGAUCUCACCAAAGGUCGCUCCUUGUCCGCCAAAACGUUCACCACCUGGCUCAUGAUCUCCACCUAUCAGGGCGGGGCGAUCAUGAUUCUCAGCCUCAUGCUGUUCGAGAACGAAUUUCUCAACAUCGUCAGCAUCUCAUUCACCGCGUUGGUGGUCAACGAGCUGAUCAUGGUCGCGUUGGAGAUCACCACCUGGCACGUGUACAUGAUUCUCUCCGAGAUUGUGACGCUGUUUUUUUACUGCGUCAGCAUUGUUUUCCUGCCCGAGUUUUUCGAUCUCGGCUUUGUACUCAGUGCGAGGUUCGCUUGGAAGACGGCGGUUAUUGUCGCGGUUAGUAGUUUGCCGUUGUAUGUAUGGAGGGAGGUUAGGAAUCGGUUGGCUCCGCCGAGCUAUAGUAAGCUGGCCAUGGCUUAG